Syzygium oleosum is the source of this 1208-nucleotide messenger RNA. RefSeq names its product ASC1-like protein. Gene Ontology annotation, molecular function: sphingosine N-acyltransferase activity. Gene Ontology annotation, cellular component: membrane; endoplasmic reticulum. The record is from RefSeq and is a predicted model, not a curated record. Gene Ontology annotation, biological process: ceramide biosynthetic process. The transcript has 6 exons. The coding region runs from base 131 to 1039 and encodes 302 amino acids. Lineage: Eukaryota; Viridiplantae; Streptophyta; Magnoliopsida; Myrtales; Myrtaceae.
CCGAGCGACUCAACUUUCCACACACAUUGCCUCGUCAUGAUUCGUGAUCAAGCCGAAGAAGAGGAAACCCAUCUCUCUCUCUCGAUCUCUCUGUCUCUCUCUGUCGAGAAACUCUCUCAGAGAUGCUAAAAUGGGGUCGUGGGUUGAUUGGAGUGUGGAGUCGUACCCAUCGAACAGAGACUUUGCAGUAGUUCCCUUCUUUGCUCUCUUCUUCCCGUCUGUCCGGCUCUUUCUUGAUACUUUCAUCUUUGAGAAAUCAGCGAGACGGCUGAUUUUUGGAGACAGACAUGCCAAGCUGGAUCUUGAGGCACGUCAUAGGAGGAAAAAGAUUAACAAAUUCAAAGAGUCGGCAUGUGUCUACUUCCUUUCUGCAGAGAUUUUUGCUCUUUCAAUCUCCUAUGACGAGCCUUGGUUCACUAGUACCAAGUACUUCUGGGUUGGCCCUGAGAAUCAAGUUUGGCCAGAUCAGAAGAUCAAGUUGAAGUUGAAGGGACUGUACAUGUAUGCCUCUGGAUUCUAUAUAUACUCCCUUUUUGCCUUGGUUUUCUGGGAAACAAGGAGAUCAGACUUUUUUGUCUCAAUGGGACAUCAUGUGGUAUCUAUCAUCCUCCUUGUCUUAUCAUAUAUGUUCAGGUUUGCUCGUGUUGGUUCAAUUAUCUUGGCACUCCAUGACGUGAGCGAUGUCUUCAUGGAAGUAGCAAAAAUGUCGAAGUACAGUGGCUAUGAGAGGAUUGCUAGCUGUUCUUUUCUUCUUUUUGUACUUGCUUGGACAACCUUUCGCAUCAUCUACUUUCCAUUUUGGAUCCUUAGGAGCACUAGUCAUGAAGUUCUUCUGACUUUGGACAAGGAGCUGCUAGUGGCUCAUGGAUUUAUGUGUUACUACUAUGUGUUCAAUACUCUUCUGUUCUUCUUGCUUGUUAUUAAUAUAUAUUGGUGGUGGUUGUUGUGUGGGAUGCUGGUGAGACAGGUUCGCGCUAGAGGCCAGAUAAGUGAUGAUGUUCGAUCUGAUUCAGAAGGGGAUGAUGACCACACAGAUUGAUGAAGAACCAGAGUUACAUGUAGUAGGUGCUUGGUACUCAUGAUUUUUGGCAUUCUUCCGUGCUUGAAUAGGAAUAACUCCAUUUUGCUGGGGUGCAUUGUUUAUGUUGAAAAACCUUAAACAAGUCAUGUCAAGAUCUCACUAUCUAUUGGUCUCAUUCCUUUCUCUA